AUGGGAACCAAUGAGGAUGGAAAAGAACUGGCAGCAAUGGCUUUGAACCGAGCCUACUGCUGCAACUAUGGCGAAGGCGUCGCCGCCUGCGCGCUGCGCUGUUGCGACAGUGUCUUCGUGGGCGCCUCCGUGGCCUUGGAGAUGGGCCCGUUGCAGCCAGGAUCCUUGUCCCCUGUGACAGUGGCCCUGGUGUCCAUGGCAGCAAACGGGAAAAACCCUGAGGAGAUCGAGCAAGUGGACUGGGUCCCCGGACCCGUUGCACAGGAAAUGGCCGUGGUGGCGACCCUGGGCAAUUUGCGCACACCAUAA
Cladocopium goreaui is the source of this 309-nucleotide messenger RNA. The record is from the annotation of a GenBank genome assembly. NCBI's taxonomy places the organism in Eukaryota, Dinophyceae, Suessiales, Symbiodiniaceae.